Molecule: messenger RNA, 480 nt
Organism: Macrosiphum euphorbiae (potato aphid)
Lineage: Eukaryota; Metazoa; Arthropoda; Insecta; Hemiptera; Aphididae
Source: the annotation of a GenBank genome assembly
AUGAUUAUAUGCAACAAAGGAAACGCUCCGUCAUUCCAGCGAGGGAACGCGGAAUCAAUAGUCGACCUAACCUUAGCGUCGCACGGCCUGAGCACUUUCAUGACGAACUGGAGGGUAUCCGAUGCCACAUCACUUAGUGAUCACAAAUACAUACGCUUCGACACACAAAUACUCACCCAGGACACCGUAAGUCCCCAAGCAAGAACGAAAAAAUUCAGGAUUGACUACAAGAAGCUAGUUGAAAUCCUGGAAGAGGGGAACUUGAUCAAUGCGGAUCAGUUAAACGUGGAAGAAUGUGCUACCGCUCUCGCCGAAAAGCUCAGAGAAACAUGUGGAGUAGAAACCGACGGUAGAACCGGGAAAAGGAAAUCGGUCUACUGGUGGACACCAUCACUCGAAAAUCUGAGAAAGUCGUCUAACCAAGCUCGCAGAAUUAUCCAGAAGGACCUGACGAGUGCACAGCGGGACUCGACGAGAUGA